This is a messenger RNA of Dacryopinax primogenitus, 1190 nucleotides long. Its product is annotated as NADP-binding protein. The coding region runs from base 138 to 1190 and encodes 350 amino acids. The record is from RefSeq and is a predicted model, not a curated record. NCBI's taxonomy places the organism in Eukaryota, Fungi, Basidiomycota, Dacrymycetes, Dacrymycetales, Dacrymycetaceae. The transcript has 7 exons.
CCCGCCGCCUCGAGGAGAAAGUCUCAUGGACGAAUGGGUGGGUGGACAGCGAGCACCUUUUAGCCUGACGAACUGCUGUAUUCUUCUGCUUGGCUUCUGCUUGGAUACGAACUGUCAUCUACUGUCAUUUGAACAACAUGUCCGUUCCUGUUCUUCCUGCUCAUCUCAAGACCAUCCUCAUCACUGGGGCGGGCGGAUUCCUCGGAGACCGCAUCGUCACCUACCUCCUCACCCAUUACCCCGACAUCAAGCUCGUCAUCUGCGAUAUCAAGGCACCCGCAGAGCGUCCCGGAGGACGGGUAACCAGUGUCGGUGCCGACCUCACUGAUCCUAAGGAGGCAGAGAAACUGUUCAGCUAUGGAAAGAUCGACGGCGUGUUUGCGAUGCAUGGGAUUAUGAGCGGAGGGAGCGAGGCCAACUUCGACUUCGGGUACAAAGUCAACGUCGACUCGCACCGUUACCUGCUCGAGGCGACGCGCCAGCACGGUGCCAAGUACCCGAACGACCCGAAGAUCCUCUAUGUCCUUACCUCCAGCUUGGCAGUGUACGGUGGUCCCCUCGCGCUCCCGGAGAGCCAUGUUAACCCCGACGCCACCCCCAUCACCCCCGAGUCCUCGUACGGUACCGCCAAGGCAAUCAUGGAGAUGUUCGUGUUUGACUACACGCGCAAGGGGUUCAUCGAUGGCCGGAGCGUGCGCCUUCCCACAGUCUCGGUCCGCGCUGGCGCGCCGAGCAGCGCAGCGAGCUCGUUCAUCUCGGGCUUGAUUAGGGAGCCGCUCCAGGGCUUGGAGAGCGUUUGCCCCAUUACGAACGACCCGAAGGAUCCGAUCAUCGAUAAUAUGCGUAUCUGGAUCGGCAGCCCUAAGGCUGUUGUGCGAAAUCUCGUAUACACUAUCACUGUUCCUGCGGGGAAGUACCCCAAGCACCACCGCUCGAUCAACAUCCCCGGUAUCACCAUCACCACACGUGAUAUCCUCAACGCGCUCGAGAAGUACGGCGGGCCCGAAGCGCUCAAGCACGUCAAGUACAACCUCGAGCCCCAGACGUACGCGAUCUGCAGGACUUGGGCAGGGUCGUACGAUAACACGCUUGCGUUCUCCCUGGGGUAUGAGAACCCGGAUGAGAAGACUGGGUUUGAUGGCGCUGUUGCUGACUUUAAGGAGGAGUUGUUUGCGGCUAAGAAGGCGUGA